This is a messenger RNA of Camellia sinensis, 1131 nucleotides long. The record is from RefSeq and is a predicted model, not a curated record. NCBI's taxonomy places the organism in Eukaryota, Viridiplantae, Streptophyta, Magnoliopsida, Ericales, Theaceae.
AUGAUAUUAUGCCAGAUUGAAUUGCAGUUUGACAGAGUUCUUGCUUAUGGGAAAGUAAAUCCCACCCUGUUUGAAUUUCCUGCACACGUCAAGCGCAAGGACACAGAGAUUAAAGAUGUUGUGAAGAACCAUGUCCUUCCUUUUCUUCCUGCCAAAUCGCUCAUCAGGUUCAGAACCAUUUCCAAGGACUGGGAUAAAUGGAUCAGUAGUCCCUUUCUAGCCCAUGCGCAAAGUUAUUCUUUCCAGAAAGUAUCUGGAUUCUUCUGUCAGCCUGGCGACUGCACUCCCACUUUCAUAACACUCGAUCAACAUGCUUACGGGAUUCCUAGCACCUCCCUCGAGUUCUUGCCAGAACCCACUGUAAUUCGAAGCUCCUGCAAUGGAUUGCUUCUAUGCCAAGGCCAUGAUGGAGAAAAUGUUUACUACAUUUGCAACCCAGUGAACAAGGAAUGGAGGGUACUUCCCAGGCCAAAUUACUACCAUCAGUCUGAACCGGCCAUUGUACUAGCCUUUGAACCCUGGGAGCUCAACAUUGCAGCUCAUUUCGAGCUCAUUUGUGCCUUCCCUUUAAUUGACGUCCCAAUAGUUUAUUUUGAAAUUUACUCUUCAGAGAAAAGGUCUUGGAGAUGCUCUACUGCGAGCUGCAUUGAACUGGGUGAAUUGACCACGCUGAAAGGUGGGUUUUACAUGAAGGGAAUGGUAUAUUGGGAAACUUCAUCAGGUAAUGUACUUGCCUUUGAUAUGAAAAAUGAAAUUUGUGGAAUUUUGCCGCUCCCUUGUGUCAGCGGAGAGGGUGGAGUUUUGGCUCAAAGGCAGGGGGAGUUGUGUUAUGUUCAGGCACGUUAUCAGAAAGGGAAUGACUAUGCAAUAGCCAUAUAUGCGGGUAUGGAGAUGAGCCUGAAGCAUAAUAUUGCUGUGAAAAUCGAACGUGACCAGGGAGGAUUAACUCAUCAUCAGUGUCGAGCUUUGGCUUGUGUCAACGACGAUGUUGUGAUGAUUUUAGUUGGGAUGGUGGUGUAUUCUUAUCAUCUUAGAGAACAGAAAGUUGAAGUCAUUAGCAGGAGACAGGAUUUCGGGGGGAGGUACUUGCCAUAUGUGAAUAGCCUCGUGUUGUUGGCACCUGAGUACUAG